Molecule: messenger RNA, 2831 nt
Organism: Colletotrichum destructivum
Lineage: Eukaryota; Fungi; Ascomycota; Sordariomycetes; Glomerellales; Glomerellaceae
Exons: 3
Coding region: 488-2362 (624 amino acids)
Source: RefSeq, a predicted model, not a curated record
CUCAGGCUCUCUCUCUCCUCGCUGGCUCACACACACACACACACUCUCUCUCUCCCUCCCUCAUCUUUCCCUCCCCUCCUUUCUCGCCUGGCCCGUGUACGUGCCGAGCGAGAUAGGUACAACUUUCACUUGUACCUCCCGUACCUCCUCCCCGGUCACCCUUCAAGCCCUGGCCAAGGUCCCCGUUGCCUUCAACCACCCUGGAGAGUGGCACUUGCUCAAGUCUUCACAGUCUCAACUGGCAGGCUUUCCUUGCCAGAAAAAAUACAACCCUUUGAUCGGCAAUGCCUGUCCACUUCGCUCGUCAUUAAUAGGCCGCGGCCGUCUCCCGACCUCACGAGGCUCUCUUCUCAUUCCUACCACUUCAAAGGUUUUCAUCGGAAGGGCUGACUCGGUUCCUUUCCUUCUACUCUAUAUUACUGUGCCCGCCGCUCUCCUCAGGUCUUCCCGCCGAGUAAUUAUUCACCGCACCAAACCAUCAAGUUAGAUGCGCCUUCAAGACUCGCAAGGACUGCUUCGUAGCCAGCAAUAUCCAUCGCCCAACCCCGCCACUGGACAAUCGGCCUGCUUUCCCUUUCUCAACUGUCAGGACCUCUCCAUCGACAUUCGCAUUACCAUGGCAAACCAGAACUACGUCGACCAGAGACCCGUCCAUUCAGACGGACUGUCAGACCAUAUGGAUAGCAGACGCACGUCCAUGGCCCAGCCUCAUGUUACGGCCUAUCCGGAGCUUGAAAGCCCCCCCUACUCUGUUACAACUUUCAGCCAGCAACACCAGAUCAACGAACAACAUUUGUUGACACCCGUCUCCGCUACCGGCUCGCCUUGUAUCCAGCAGACCGUCAAUCUGCCCCAGUACCCCUCCGCAAUGACGCCAAUGCAGCCGCAAACCAGCCCUGCUGGUCCUUCAAGGAUGCCGUGGCAUCACGCGGUCAGUAUGGACACAGCCCAAAGCCAAGUCGGCUCUCCAAUGUCCAUCAACCAGACAACCUCCGAGGGCCAGUUUGAGAUGAGCUAUAUCCCGGCAGAAAACGACGAUGUCCCCAAGCCACCCGCAGACUACUAUUGGGGUAACUACUUGGUUUCCGAGCAGUCGGAGCCGGAGCAAGGCUCUCUAUCUCCCCAAAUGCCUCCCCGGUACUACAUUUCUCACAACGGACAACAGGCCAUGCAGCCGCAGCCGAUGAUGGGACAGAUGUCUUCCGAGCUGCCCAUGCCACAACACGCUGCCCUUUCUGCCCAAGCGCCAUACUAUUCCCAACAUAACCCUCACGCUUGUGUGGAACAACCCGACAUUGCCCACUUUAAGGACACAGCUUCCAGAAGACGCCAGCUCGGAUAUCACCUUCCAAGCACACAAAUUGCUCGCCAGGAGCCCCCUGUGCAGGUACCCGGUCCUUCAAGGCCCAGCAGCUCUGAGUCAGUAGGACGGGUGGUGAGGCAACCUCGUAUGAGGGGUCGGACCACACCACCCUUGAGAGAAUCGACAGAGACAGACAACAUUGUCCAGGUGCAACUCGAGGAGAAUGUUCCUGAUCUUCCCGAUGACUUCGUUAUCAAAGAAGUUUGCCCGCCCGAACAUCGGUAUCUCUUCGAAAAGCAACGGGAGAUGACGUUGGCGGGCUACAAUGGGCUCGGCAUGUGGGAUGUUAUAACGCCCGAGUUCAAUACCUUGUUCGACGUGGAAUCCAAAACUUCUCGUCUUCAGAUGCUGGUUUCAAGAGGAAGAUACAAGUUCCUAGAGAUGUCACCGAGAGAUCAACACCUUGCGUUGAAGGCAUAUGGGUUUGUCUGCCAGCAAUUUCAUAAGAUGGCUGUACUCAAAUUCAGGGAGUUUGGCGGCGGUCAGACUACGCCGUGGGGUCAGAGUGACCUCGAAGAAUUCGCGGUCGACAUGGGCCUGGUGGAGGAGCGCUAUGUGCCCAUGCCGAAAGAUCCCCAGGUGAAAACACGCAGGUUGAAGAAAGUCAGCAGCCGAUUGCGAUCCGGUGCCUACGCCAAUGCUGUCCUCCAAGAGGUAGCGGAAAACGGCGGUGGGCUUUUUGAGCAGAACCCAGAGCUCCGUGACCAGGUUACGGAUGAAAUAUUCGAGUACAGGGGCGAUGAUGCCGAAGAGGAGGAGGAAGAUCAUGAGGCCAUGCUCGACAUGAUUUCCCAAACUAGCUCAAAGGGAAGUGGUUUCGGAAUCAAGAUCGAAGACGACAAUCAGAGCGUGGGAACUACCUCUGGUAAAGCCGCCAGCACCGGCAAGAUCGCCAGGCCAAGAAAGGCACCGGCGAAGCCCAAGGCGCCGGCGAAGCCCAGGGCACCGGCAAAGCCCAGAGCCAAGGGACGUCUCGCACCAAAGUCCAGGACUUCCUAAGGAGUUUUGCCAAAAAAAUGAUGUGCUGAGCACACACAAGCUACAACAGCCUUUCGAUUCUCUUUUUUUGGUUACUCUCCAUGGUCUCGAGGUUGGGCCAUGCUACUCGAGCCAAAUCAGCUCCGACAUGACGCAUAGAUUGUCGGUUCUUCACACUUUGCAGAAUUCCGUCAUCUUGUUUUUUUCUUGAAAGAAUCAUACCACUCAUUUCGUUGAGCUUCACUAGUGGUGGAGGGGGAGCCUGGUCUGGACUGCAACGGCUUAUUGGGAUUCCGCAUAUCGUCAUCUACGCGCAUACACAUUUAUACUUCUCUGUACAUAUUGUUUGUGGCAUUUUUUCGAAUUAUCCAUCAUAGAUAUACAAGCAUAUAUGGUUUAUCUUUACGCACACACAGAGGCUCCCACCCUGUUCGGCUCUGCGCUAGAAGUCAUCUUACUUGCACCAUCCACCGGUCCACAGAGCCUAAGA